Messenger RNA from Symbiodinium pilosum, 737 nucleotides. The record is from the annotation of a GenBank genome assembly. NCBI's taxonomy places the organism in Eukaryota, Dinophyceae, Suessiales, Symbiodiniaceae.
AUGACGGAAGCCGGUGACAUCGUGGUUGCCGGCGACACUCGUGGCGCUCUUGAUGGCCAAAGAAAUGCUGGCUAUAAUGACGUGCUCCUCAUGAAGUUCACUGGGGCAGGAGACUGGCUCUGGAGUCGACAGCGGGGAUCCAGCUCCGCAGAUAUCGUCUCGGACAUGCAGCUAGUAGGCAACGACUUUGUCCUGACUGGCUACACUGGCGGUGAUCUCGACUCGUACGUGAAUGCUGGUGGUGCGGACGUGUUCCUGAUGAAGUUGGACAGUGAGGGCUCCUGGCUUUGGACACACCAGCGUGGCUCUGCCUUCGAAGACCAUGGAACGGCGCUCAUGAUCAGCACUGGUACAAUCUACGUGGUCGGUGACACAAGAGGUUCUCUGGAUGGAAACAUCAACAAAGGCUUCGCGGAUAUCUUCCUUAUGGAGUUCGACAGUGAAGGCAAUUGGCAGAGGACGCAGCAGCGAGGCACUGUGGCUGACGAUGUUGCCACAAGCGCUCUGCUUUUUGGCAGUGGCUUUGCUGUUGCUGGCUUCACACAGGGAGCCAUGGAUGGAAACACCAAUGCUGGAGAUGAGGAUGUCUUCGUGAUGGAGUUUGAUCAGAAUGCUUCCUGGCUGCGGACACUGCAAUGGGGCACAGCAGGACGUGAUUUUGCCAGUGCAAUUGCCAGAGUGGACUCAAGUGACCUCCUCGUCGCUGGUCGGACCUCGGGAAGCCUCGCUGGCUUCAG